Molecule: messenger RNA, 1899 nt
Organism: Oikopleura dioica
Lineage: Eukaryota; Metazoa; Chordata; Appendicularia; Copelata; Oikopleuridae
Source: the annotation of a GenBank genome assembly
AUGUUCACUUUCAGCGUGAACAUUUCGAAUUUGGAAAAUUGGUGGUUGCGGCUCCGUCGCAACAUCAAGAGAGCCUUCGUCUACCCGUAUCCGUCCAUGUCACUUGGAUCCCACACAUCCACUUCAUCCCUGUCCAUGCCAGACGAAGAGCGCGACUUGGACAUGUCGAAUUCGUCGAUGGCUAACCAGCUCGCGGAUACGCUUCAGGCGAAUGCGGAGCAAUUCCAGCGACAGCUUCCUGCCCGACACCCUGACCCACGCCGACUCUUCAUCUCCCUACUCGAUCAUCAAGAGAUCACGGUCGAGAAGUUUAUCAUCGUGGCCCACCUCAGCGGAUUUCGAGUAACGAGUCAACAACCUCAUGUUGUUUUCCUGGUUUUUCGUCGGCUGCAUCUUCACGGUGGCGGUGAUGAUAUUGGUUCUUAUGCUGUUUCCGGCUCGACGCCGCUGCUUAAGCGGACGCUUCGCGCGCAGCGUGAUUGCGCCACCCGCUGGCAACUUGUCAAUUUCUGUCCCCCGAUGGAUUUUGGCCUCGACGACUUUGGCUUUGUCAACGACCUCGUCAACGGCCUCGUCAACGGCACCGCCACCAACCUCACCGCCAUGAACCUCACCGCAAACUCCAGCGUCGCCAACUUUGCCACCUCCAACGACACCCUUUUCAUCUACGACGAUGAAGAUUUCGGCUCCGGCGACUUUGGCUCCGGCGACUUCGGCUCCGGAAUGGACGUCGUCUUCGAGUCCUUUGGCUUCGACGAAUCCGACGGCGACUACAAGGGCGAGCUCUUUUUCGACAUGGUUGUCGGAUCGCUCGAAGCCGCUUUUCGAGCCUUUUGGAUGUCGAAAUCGGCCCAGAAAAUGAAUGCCAAGCCAGAUCUCUCGACAGUGACCGAAGAGUCGACAAUUGUCGGCUCUGAUGAUCCAGAGAAAUUCUACGCCCGCAUCGAUCCGCCAUCCAAGCCGCCACCGCCGCGCCCGCUCAAGACUCCAGCGGAAUUCGCGCCGCCGCCGCCGCCGCCGCCGUCGUUCAAGAAGCCUCCGCCACCGCUCCAAAAGCCGCCCGAUGCGCAGAAAAAGCCCGACGCCGAGACACGAGAGCCCGUACGGGAGCCCAAGCACAAAGUGUUCAUUCGGGAUCCUGUGCACAUUUGUCGGAGCUCGGAAUCUAAGCCUCUCAUCGAAGCUCCGUCUCUGAGCGUCAUCGGCCACUGCGGCGAUCGACAGGAUCCGCGAGAGCUCAACGACUCUAGCGAUGAUGAUGAGCAGCCAAAUCGGUACCAGCAUCAGUUCCGGAACUCGAGCCGCGCAAGACGACGAGGGCGAUUUGGAUCUUGCGGACGACCAGCUGCUGCUCUCAAACAGGACAACGACGACUUGGACGCCCUUGCCGACCAAUUUGUUCGAUUUGGCGUGGCACGAUCAUCUCCUAAACGUCCACAACCUCCACCUCGCCCGUCUGUUGACCGGCAACGACUGCUCGCCGAAAACGCCAAGGUUCUCACCGAAGCGGAAAGCGCUCGAGAAGCAAUGGCGAGCGCUCAAAUCAAACCUCCACCCCCGCCGCCGAGUGCCUACUUUGGCACCCCGGAUGACGAGAUCGAUGCUUUCUUUGUCCGCGACAAUCCCGAGCGCGCGUUUGUCAGCGGACUUGCCAAGACAAACCAUCACCGGCUCCUGAAUUUCAAGCCGUCGCUGAAGAUUGCAUGCGCCGACGAUCCCACCGCGAUCAGCAAGAACAAGUUCCAACUCCAGGUGGUCACCACGCAUCGAAUCAAGAUCCUCGGAGGGCAAGGGCUGCUCGACAUGACGCAGAAGUCGACAACAACUACGCCAAUCAACUGGGACGGAAGUUUGCAGCACACCAGCAGCGUCCAGCGAAUCAACAACUACUACAACUAG